AUGGCAUUUUACAGUCGCAACCACAGCCAACUAUCCGCGGAUCAGCUUCGCCACUCCGACUCUGACUCCGACUCCCGCUACCACCACGGAUGGGCUGGCUCGUCCUCCUCAAGCUACUACAACGAGCCAACGACAUCUGAUCCUCGCUAUCAUGCCUUUGGUAGCUACUAUGCCAGCAAGUCAGCCUCAAACUGCAACCACUCCUACAGGCCUGGGGACUACAAUGAGUCUCAGCAAUCAGAGGACCAUCAGCACAUGUGGCAGUCCCAAGAUCACAGUGGCGCACCGCCCUCCUCCUCAUCAGUGGCCACUUCAAGUCCUCCCAACCUACAAGAUGACUCCUACGGCUGGGUGAACUCGGCCGAUGGCAGUGAGCCAAAUCUGUGCCACUGCGGCAAGACAUUCCGACGUCCGUCUGACCUCGCAAAGCACCAAAAGUAUCACAUGAAGUACUUCUCAUGUCUAGCCUCAGGGUGUGACAAGUCUUUUGCUACUCAGAAAGACCUGAUCAGGCACACGCGCACACAUCGCAAAGGCGAGGGCUACCAAUGCAAGGUAGAAGGGUGCCGCAAGGCCAUGUCAGGCCAUGUCUACUCACGGAAAGACAACUUCGAUCGACAUAUGCGGACGGCACAUCCAGAUCACCCACAAAUCUGA
Messenger RNA from Fusarium fujikuroi IMI 58289, 657 nucleotides. RefSeq lists its product as uncharacterized. Gene Ontology annotation, cellular component: nucleus. The record is from RefSeq and is a predicted model, not a curated record. Gene Ontology annotation, biological process: regulation of transcription by RNA polymerase II. Bases 1 to 657 code for a protein of 218 amino acids. NCBI's taxonomy places the organism in Eukaryota, Fungi, Ascomycota, Sordariomycetes, Hypocreales, Nectriaceae. The transcript is spliced from 2 exons.